Mirounga angustirostris (Northern elephant seal) is the source of this 6461-nucleotide messenger RNA. It is a transcript of the gene ATG2A, whose product is annotated as autophagy related 2A. Gene Ontology annotation, molecular function: phosphatidylinositol-3-phosphate binding. Gene Ontology annotation, biological process: autophagosome assembly; autophagy of mitochondrion; reticulophagy. The coding region runs from base 223 to 6012 and encodes 1929 amino acids. The record is from RefSeq and is a predicted model, not a curated record. NCBI's taxonomy places the organism in Eukaryota, Metazoa, Chordata, Mammalia, Carnivora, Phocidae. The transcript is spliced from 41 exons. Gene Ontology annotation, cellular component: phagophore assembly site.
UUUCGUGCUCGAAGACUCCGCCCCCCGCGGCCAAUCAGUAGGCCUCGCCCUUUACAAUGGCGAAUGGCAGUGAGCGUGGGGGGCGUGGCUGAGGGCCCGGGGGCGCGGCCUGGCGCUGAGAGAAGCGGCGGGGACAGCCGGGGGCUCUAGUGAACGGCGAAGCCGGACAGGGAUCGCCGGCGGGCGGCGAGCGGCGGCGGCCUGGGCCCGGCGGUCUCCGAGAUGUCACGAUGGCUGUGGCCAUGGUCGAACUGUGUGAAAGAGCGGGUAUGCCGCUACUUGCUGCACCACUACUUGGGUCACUUCUUCCAGGAGCACCUCAGCCUGGAUCAGCUCAGCCUCGACUUGUACAAGGGCAGUGUUGCCCUGCGGGAUAUCCACCUGGAGAUCUGGUCUGUGAACGAAGUGCUGGAGUCCAUAGAAUCACCCUUAGAGCUGGUGGAAGGCUUCGUGGGCUCUAUCAAGGUGGCCGUGCCCUGGGCUGCGCUGCUCACUGACCACUGCACCGUGCACGUGUCAGGCCUCCAGCUCACCCUGCAGCCUCGUCGGGGCCCAGGGCCAGGGGCUGCCGACUCUCAGAGUUGGGCCUCAUGCAUGACCACGAGCCUGCAGCUGGCUCAGGAGUGCCUUCGGGACGGGCUGCCCGAGCCCUCGGAGGCACCACAGCCCCUGGAGGGACUGGAAAUGUUUGCCCAGACCAUUGAGACUGUGCUGCGAAGGAUCAAGGUGACCUUCCUGGACACUGUCGUGAGGGUGGAGCACUCGCCAGGUGAUGGGGAGCAUGGCGUGGCAGUGGAAGUCCAUGUACAGAGACUGGAGUACUGUGAUGAGGCAGUGCGGGACCCAAGCCAGGCGCCUCCAGUGGACGUGCACCAGCCUCCUGCCUUUCUGCACAAGCUGCUGCAGCUAGCAGGAGUCCGCCUGCACUUCGAGGAGCUCCCCCCACAGGAAGAUCCCCCACAACCCCCCUUGCAGAUCGGCAGCUGCUCAGGGUAUAUGGAAUUGACAGUGAAAUUGAAGCAGAAUGAGGCCUUCCCAGGCCCCAAGCUGGAGGUGGCUGGACAGCUGGGCUCCUUGCACCUGCUCCUGACGCCUCAGCAGCUCCAGCAGCUUCAAGAACUGCUCAGUGCCAUGAGCCUCGCAGACCCUGACGGCCUGGUUGACAAGCUGAAUAAGAGCCGCCCGCUCGGUGCUGAAGACCUGUGGCUGAUUGAGCAGGACCUGAACCAGCAGCUGCAGGCAGGGGCUGUGGCCGAGCCCCUCAGCCCAGAACCCCUUACCAACCCUCUUGUCAACCUGGACAACACUGACCUCUUCUUCUCCAUGGCGGGCCUCACGAGCAGUGUGGCCUCAGCCCUCUCUGAGCUCUCCCUCUCGGAUGUAGACCUGGGAUCCUCUGUGCACAGCGACAUGGCCCCCCGCCGGCUGUCUGCCCAUGCCCACCCAACUGGCAAGACGGCCCCCACGCCCCUCCCGGACACCCUGCGCCCUGACUCACUGGUGAAGAUGACCUUGGGGGGCAUGACCCUGACCUUGCUGCAGACGUCUGCCCCAUCUUCUGGACCACCUGACCUCACCACCCACUUUUUUGCGGAGUUUGAUGCCACCAAGGAUGGGCCCUUCGGCUCCCGUGACUUCCACCAUCUCCGACCGCGCUUCCAGAGGGCCUGUCCCUGUAGCCAUGUCCGGCUAACGGGGACAGCUGUGCAGCUGUCCUGGGAGCUGCGGACAGGCAGGGGCCGAAGGACUACGAGCACACACGUGCACUUCGGGCAGCUCGAGGUGCUGGAGUGCCUGUGGCCCAGGGACACGUCAGAGCCCGAGUACACAGAGAUCCUGAGCUUCCCCAGCACCCUAGGUUCCCAGGCCUCAGCUCGGCCCUGUGCCCACCUGCGUCACACACAGACUCUCCGCCGGAUGUCCAAGAGCCGACCCCGGCGCCCCGCUGCCUGCCAUUGCCACUCAGAACUGGCCCUGGACCUGGCUGACUUCCAGGCAGAUGUGGAGCUGGGGGCCCUGGACCGGCUUGCUGCCCUGCUGCGCCUGGCUACCAUACCCCCUCCUGAGCCACCUGCCAGCCUCCUGACAGAACCCGCACCAGCUGCCGAGCAGCAGACGGUGGUGCGGCUCUCAGCACCCCGGGCCACGCUGCAGCUGCGCUUCCCCAUUGCCGACCUGAGGCCCGAGCGGGACCCCUGGGCAGGCCGGGCUGUGCGGGCCGAGCAGCUGCGGCUGGAGCUGAGUGAGCCCCAGUUCCGGUCAGAGUUGAACAGCGGUCCUGGUCCCCCAGUGCCCACCCGCCUGGAACUUACCUGCUCCGAUCUGCAUGGCACUUACGAAGAUGGAGAGAAGCCACCCAUCCCCUGCCUGCGGGUCUCCAAAGCCCUGGAUCCCAAGAGCCCUGGGCGCAAAUACUUCCUGCCCCAGGUAGUGGUGACACUGCGCCCCCAGCUCAGCAGCGCACAGUGGGAAGUGGCCCCUGAGAAGGGAGAGCUGCUGGAGCUGUCAGCUGAGAGUCCGUGUGAGCUGCGGGAGCCUGAGCCCUCGCCCUUCUCCUCUAAAAGGACCAUGUACGAGACGGAGGAGAUGGUGAUUCCUGGAGACCCUGAGGAGAUGAGGACCUUCCAGAGCCGGGCCCUGGUGCUGUCGCGCUGCAGCCUGGAAGUGCUCCUGCCCAGCGCCCACAUCUUCCUGCCCAGCAAGGAGGUCUAUGAGAGCCUCUAUAACAGGAUCAACAACGACCUGCUCAUGUGGGAGCCUGCGGACCUGCUUCCCACCCCUGACCCCGCCGCUCACCCCGCUGGUUUCCCAGGCCCCUCAGGCUUUUGGCACGACAACUUCAAGAUGUGCAAGUCAGCCUUCAAGCUGGACUCAGACUCGGAUGAUGAGGAUGCCCACUUCUCAGUAGGGGCAUCAGGCGCUCCCCAGCCCCCUGCCCCUGAGUCCCCAAGUCCUCGCUCCCAGAGUACCUUCUCUACGCUGGUGACAGUGCUGAAGGGUCGGAUCACAGCCCUCUGUGAGACUAAGGAUGAGGUUGGGAGGCGGCUAGAGACCUCACACGGGGAACUGGUGUUGGAUGUGGAGCAAGGCACCAUCUUCAGCGUCUCCCAGUACCGAGGCCAGCCGGGACUCGGCUAUUUCUGCCUAGAAGCCGAGAAGGCCAAGCUCUACCACCGAGCGGUUGUGGAAGACCACCUGCUGCCCAGUCGCCUGGAGCUGCCCAGCUUUGUUCCUCCGGCCCAGCUGGCCCCAACCAUCUACCCAUCGGAGGAAGGGGUGACCGAACGGGGAGCCUCGGGCCCCAAGGGCCAGGGCCGGGGUCCCCACAUGCUGUCCACGGCUGUGCGCAUCCAUCUGGACCCCCACAAAAAUGUCAAGGAGUUCCUGGUGACACUGAGGCUCCACAAGGCCACCCUGCGCCACUUCAUGGCUUUACCAGAACAGAGUUGGCACUCCCAGCUGUUGGAGUUCUUAGAUGUGCUUGAUGACCCAGUGCUGGGCUACCUGCCCCCAACCGUCAUUACUGUCCUACACACUCACCUGUUCUCCUGCGCUGUGGACUACAGGCCCCUCUACCUCCCUGUGCGUGUCCUUAUCACCGCUGAGACCUUCACCCUCUCCAGCAACAUCAUCAUGGACACCUCCACCUUCCUGCUCAGGUUCAUCCUGGACGACUCAGCCUUAUACCUGUCCGACAAGUGUGAGGUGGAGACGCCGGAUCUGCAGCGAGAUUAUGUCUGUGUCUUGGAUGUUGACCUUCUAGAGCUUGUGAUUAAAACCUGGAAGGGGAGCACCGAGGGCAAACUGAGCCAGCCGCUGUUCGAACUGCGUUGCUCCAACAACGUGGUGCACGUGCACAGCUGUGCAGACUCCUGCGCCCUGCUGGUCAACCUGCUCCAGUACGUAAUGAGUGCGGGCGACCUCCACCCCCCUCCCCGGGCCCCCAGCCCCACGGAGAUCGCCGGCCAGAAGGUACAGCUGUCUGAGAGCCCUGCCUCCCUGCCCUCCUGCCCUCCGGUGGAGACGGCCCUCAUCAACCAGCGGGACCUGGCCGACGCCCUCUUGGACACUGAGCGCAGCUUGCGGGAGCUGACCCAGCCUUCAGGUGGCCCCCUCCCUCAGACCUCGCCUGUGUCAGUCUACCUAUUCCCAGGUGAACGGAGUGGGGGCCAGCCCCACUCGCCCCCUGUUGUGGCCCCCGCUGGCAGCCUAGGGUCCUGCUCAGAGGCCCAGGAAGAUGAAAAGGAAGAGGGAGAUGGAGACACUCUGGACAGUGACGAGUUCUGCAUCCUUGAUGCUCCUGGCCUGGGCAUCCCGCCCCGAGAUGGGGAGCCCGUGGUGACACAGCUGCAUCCAGGCCCCAUCGUCGUGCAGGACGGGUACUUCUCACGGCCCUUGGGCAGCACGGACCUGCUGCGGGCGCCUGCCCACUUCCCCGUGCCUAGCAGCCGUGUGGUGCUCCGUGAAGUCUCGCUCGUCUGGCACCUCUAUGGGGGCCGGGACUUUGGCCCCCAGCCUGGCCACAGGGCAAGAGGCAGCUUCAUGGGCCCCAGGGGCUCUCCUUCCCGCUGCUCCGGCCCCAACCGGCCCCAGAACUCUUGGCGUACACAGGGGGGCACUGGGAGGCAGCACCACGUCCUCAUGGAGAUCCAGCUCAGCAAGGUAAGCUUCCAGCACGAGGUGUACCCGGUGGAGCCAGCCACAGGCCCUGCGGCCCCCGGCCAGGAGCUCGAGGAGCGGCCCCUGUCCCGCCAGGUGUUCAUUGUGCAGGAGCUGGAGGUCCGGGACCGGCUGGCCUCCUCCCAGAUCAACAAGUUCCUGUACCUGCACACGAGCGAGCGGAUGCCACGUCGAGCCCACUCCAACAUGCUCACCAUCAAAGCACUGCACGUGGCCCCCACAACCAACCUGGGGGGGCCCGAGUGCUGUCUCCGGGUCUCGCUGAUGCCCCUGCGGCUCAACGUGGACCAGGACGCCCUGCUCUUCCUCAAGGACUUCUUCACCAGCUUGGUGGCUAGCAUCAAUCCUAUGGUCUCGGCAGAGACGUCCGCUGAGGCUCGCCCUGAGACCCGAGUCCAGCCCAGCAGCCUCCAGGAGGGCCGGCCUGAGGACGCAGAGAUGACCGGCUCCCAGGAGGCCACGGGCGGUGGACACAGCUCCUCUGCUGAGCAGCAGCCUAUCUACUUCAGGGAGUUCCGCUUCACGUCCGAGGUGCCUAUCUGGUUGGAUUACCACGGCAAGCACGUCACCAUGGACCAGGUGGGUACUUUCGCUGGCCUCCUCAUCGGCCUAGCCCAGCUCAACUGCUCCGAGCUGAAGCUGAAGCGGCUUUGUUGCCGACAUGGACUCCUGGGUGUGGACAAGGUGCUGGGCUACGCUCUCAACGAGUGGCUACAGGAUAUCCGCAAGAACCAGCUGCCUGGCCUGCUGGGGGGUGUAGGCCCCAUGCACUCUGUUGUCCAGCUCUUUCAAGGGUUCCGGGACCUGCUUUGGCUGCCCAUCGAGCAGUACAGAAAGGACGGGCGCCUCAUGCGGGGGCUGCAGCGGGGGGCCGCCUCCUUUGGCUCAUCCACGGCCUCGGCCGCCCUGGAACUCAGCAACCGGCUGGUGCAGGCUAUCCAGGCCACAGCUGAGACCGUGUACGACAUCCUGUCCCCAGCAGCGCCCAUCCCCCGCUCCCUGCAGGACAAGCGCUCCAUGCGAAGGCUGCGAAAGGGCCACCAGCCCGCUGACCUCCGGGAAGGUGUGGCGAAGGCCUAUGACACAGUUCGAGAGGGCAUCCUGGACACGGCUCAGACCAUCUGUGAUGUGGCAUCUCGGGGCCACGAGCAGAAGGGGCUGACGGGUGCCGUGGGGGGCGUGAUCCGCCAGCUGCCCCCAACCGUGGUGAAGCCCCUCAUUCUAGCCACCGAGGCCACGUCCAGUCUGCUCGGGGGGAUGCGAAACCAGAUCCUCCCCGACGCACACAAGGACCACGCUCUCAAGUGGCGUUCAGACGAAGGCCAGGACUGAGCACCGGGCGCCGGGACCCAUGGGCGCUGCUCCCCACCUCGCCCGGCCAGCCCCGGUGGCGUCUUGGCUCCUGCGCCUCCCCAGAGCUUUCAGCCCACAGCCGGGCGGGCCCUUGGGAAGGACCCUGAAGGACCCUGCCUGGCACCCCCUGCCAGUCGCUGUGAGAACGAGGCCUCCCUGCCUGGGGCCUCAGCCCCGUCUCUGCACUUUUCCUCUGGGGAGAAAGGACACCGCCUCCACCACCACCUGGGCCCACACUGCCGCCUCAUCCCAGGACGGAGGCUCUUGGACCCUCAGACCCCGACCCCACUCAGCCAAGUGUCUCUCUGUGUCUGGGGGGAGGUGGGGGACAGACACUGUGGGGGUCAAUGUAUUUUUAAGCUCCUUGGAGCGUGUGGGUCAGUAUCUGCAUGAAGUGCAAUAAACUGUGCCCACCGCCGGCCCCCUCA